AUGUCUCCAGAACGUUUUGACACUUUUGAGGGUUUCUCAAUUCCCUCGCACGAGUCUCAAAGCACCCCAUGCUGCUGUGGAAACCAGAUCCAAUGGGAAAAGCCCACCCAGCUGCUGCUGGCCAGCUGGAAUGAGAGCCUGGGAAGUAAAGUAUCCAUCUUCUCACUGCUGCACAUCAUGUUUUCAGUCUGUCCCAUCCUGCUGACUCUGUUUCAGGGCUCUAAUCAGCGACUCGAAGUGAAAGCUCAGGUUGCUCAAGCUUUCCUUGCCAAGUUCCAGCUAACUAAUGAGGAAAUGGCCACACUACGAGGCACUCGAGACGUGGCCAUUACUGAGGAUUUCUUCAAAGUUCUCUCUCGAGUUAAACACAUACACGAGGAUGUGAAAGUCCUCCUGAGAACCAACCAACAAACUGCAGGGUUAGAGAUCAUGGAGCAGAUGGCGGUGUUACAAGAGACGGCAUACGAGCAGCUCUACCGCUGGGCUCAGAAUGAAUGUCGAGGGUUGACUCAGGAGACGUGUGAUAUUAGCCCUGUGUUAACUCAGGCCAUGGAGGCCUUACAGGAUCGCCCUGUUCUUUACAAGUACACUCUGGACGAGUUUGGGACCGCACGCAGAUGUGCUGUGGUUCGAGGCUUCAUCGACGCCCUGACCCGUGGCGGGCCAGGAGGUACUCCACGGCCCAUAGAGAUGCAUUCACAUGACCCUCUAAGGUAUGUUGGCGACAUGCUGGCCUGGCUGCACCAAGCGACCGCCUCAGAGAAAGAGCAUCUAGAAGCUCUGCUGAAACAAGUCAUUCUACAAAGUGUGGAGGAGAACAUGCAAGAAGUGGUGGGACACAUCACAGAGGGAGUCUGCAGGCCGCUGAAAGUGCGGAUAGAACAAGUCAUCGUGGCCGAACCGGGCGCAGUUCUGCUUUACAAGCUGUCAAACCUGCUAAAGUUCUACCACCACACUAUCAGCUCCAUCAUUGGAACCAGUGUUGCCUCUUUGCUCAUCACUAUAGAGGAAAUGCACCUCCUGAGUAAAAAGAUGUUCUUCAACAGCCUGAGUCUCCACGCGAGCAGACUCAUGGAUAAGGUGGAGCUGCCUCCUCCAGACCUUGGACCAACAACAUCCCUCAAUCAGACGCUCUCCCUCCUCAGGGAGGUGCUGGCCUCCCAUGACUCCUCUGUGGUUCCUCUUGAUGCUCGCCAGGCUGAUUUUGCUCAGGUUCUCUCUUGUAUCCUGGAUCCCCUCCUACAGUUGUGUACUGUGUCAGCCAGUAACCUCGGCACAGCGGACAUGGCUACCUACAUGGUCAACUCGCUGUAUGUCAUGAAAACCACUCUGGCUCUCUUUGAGUUCACCGACAAGAGGCUUGAGAUGUUGGAGUUCCAGAUCGAGGCUCAUCUGGAUACGCUGAUCAACGAGCAGGCGUCCUACGUGCUGACCAGAGCUGGACUGAGUUAUAUCUACAACUGUGUGCAGCAGCACAGCACAGAACAGGGCCCUUUGUCCCUCCUCCCCAGUAUGGACAAUUCUUCUGUGAAAGCAGCAAUGGUCCAGUUUGACCGGUACUUGUCAUCACCGGACACGUUUGUGAUGCCGCAGCUCAACUUCCUGCUAAGUGCAGCCGUCAAGUGA
Molecule: messenger RNA, 1626 nt
Organism: Nematolebias whitei (Rio pearlfish)
Lineage: Eukaryota; Metazoa; Chordata; Actinopteri; Cyprinodontiformes; Rivulidae
Gene: cog6
Product: component of oligomeric golgi complex 6
Exons: 17
Coding region: 1-1626 (541 amino acids)
Biological process (GO): intra-Golgi vesicle-mediated transport
Cellular component (GO): COG complex
Source: RefSeq, a predicted model, not a curated record